UCUGUCAUGGUGUUUCUAAACCUUCCUCUAUAAAUCUAAAUGGGGGAGCCAUUUAUAGCUAGAAAAAUCCCGCUGCUGUGCAGUGCAAUAGGAUGUGUUUAUUUUUCUGGAAGGUUUCCCAUUCCUUAGCUGGAAAGAUAUGUGGCCAUGAAUUAGGGAUAAGCAGAAGAGAAUUGAUUGGGUGUUAGAGUCAUGGAAAGAUCUCUUUCUUCCAUAUUUUGGACCUUAGCUUCAGGGAACAAUAUGCUACUUCCAAAAUACAGAAGAAUUGAAAUGUUAGAUCAAAACAUUAUGUAUGGAUGCUCUCUUUCCUCUUCAAGUUUACUUACUAUGGUACCAGAUUUAAUAUGAUCUCCACCAGAAAAACUUUUCUAUAAUGAAACGCGCUAGAUCCACCAAAUUAGGGCUGUGAGCCUUUCCAUUCUUUUCGUAGCAAUUCAUGAUUGUGAACAUGAAUGAUGGAGGAAUGGUUUCAUCGUCCUAUAGGAUAAGAGGAAUAUUUUUGUUUGUCAUAUCAAUUUUUAUUUUUUGAAAUUAAGGCUGCCAUCCUUUGGUGCCUUAACGGGUUUGCUAUUUAGUCAUAACCAUAUUUUUUGUUCAUAAUCGUUAGAAAGAAGCUCUUUAGUCAUGGUCUUAGAUGUGGUAAGUUAUCCUUAACUUCCUCCCCUUCUCUGUGAGUGUGUUCUUGCCCACUUUGUAUCAAUCUCUGAACUUACAAAUGCCUCUAUAGUUGUCUGCAACUCAUGCUUUAUAAUGUUAAAUCGGUCCAUGUUUAAUACAACUGAAAGAAUUAUUACAAGUUUUUCUUUUGCCCUCUUUUUACAAGUUUUUCUUUUGAAUGUCUUUCUCAAAUUCUUCUUUUUCUAUAGUGUUCUUCAUGUUGAUGUACGUUUGUUGAACUGGGAAUGACAUCUAACAGUGAUCUGAAUUGCCCAAAUAUAAUGAAUGAGUAAACAGAACUUGAAAAAUUAUUCGUAUGAUGUAGUUUGGCGAUGGUUGAAUCUAUUUGUUACAGUUAGAUAAAAUGAUCACACUUUGCAAUUGUGGUAUAUAAAGUGAUAUUUCUCUUUGUGAUCAAUUUUUUUCGGUGAAUUGUGUUUUCUAAUUGAGUGGUUGGGGGGAAAAAAGCUUAGGAUCUCACGGAGUGUCUAUAUGAGUGUCAAGACUUCUUUUUUUCCCCUUCUAGGUAUUGUCACAGUUUUCGAAUUAUAAAUUUACAGCUAAGCAUAAAUCUUCAAUUUCUGCAGCAGUGAAAGAAAUGAAGAUCAUGAGCACUAGGUUUUGUUAUCAACACUUAAUUGCCAUGUGCUAUGCAUGCUAUAACUACAAAUAUGAUCUCUUCAUAUUGCAGAUAGAUUUUAUAUGGAAAUUUGUCGAAUUGGACUGGCGGGUUUCUCUUGAGGCAAAAGAGGCUAAAGAGGAAAUUUGAAAUGGUUGAAAAUAAUGCUGUGCGUGUGCGAACGGCAAGUGAUGCUUGGAGUGAAGUAGAAUCUAUUGAGGACAUCCUUGCCAAUAUUCUCUCAAGGGUUCCCGUUAAGUCCCUUAUAGUUUCCAAAUCUGUUUCUAAACUCUGGUAUAGAUUGAUAUGCAGUCCAAAUUUCAUCAAUUUGCAGUUAAGCUGGUCCCUAGAGAACCCCACUUAUAUAAUCUACCCAUGUAUGGACGAGGUAAUGAAUUUGUAUCGGAUGAAGGGCAAUGGGGAAAUCAUUGAACAGAUUACGCUUCCUGGUUGUGAAAACCUUUCCCCUCUCAGUCUGAUUUGUUCUUAUACUGGUUUAAUCUGUUGCAUCAACUAUCCCUUGAUUCAUGACUUAGACAUGGAUAAAGUGGAUAUGACAGACUUUGAAAUCCGUAUCUGCAAUCCCGCAACUCGAGAAGUCUUUUUACUUCCAAACGGUAGUCCAUCCGAAAAGAAGCUAUCUAUUGGAGUUGCUUUUGGCCCCCAAACCUCCGAGUAUAAAGUAUUUCGGUUUUUUUAUUCCAAGCUUGAGUCCGAAGAUAUCCAUCUUGAGUGUGAGGUAUAUUCGUCACGUACUGGAUCCUGGAGAGGCAUAGGUGUUGUCGAGCACUGUCCCAUGGGUUUCCAGCACUGCCCCUUGGGUUCAAGUCAUGUAUUUGUUAAUGGAAAAGUGUACUGGUUUAUUGCUUCAGAAGAAGAUCAUGACAUCCCUGGCUCCAUUCUUUCAGUUGAUAUGGAGGACAAUUUUAGAACUUUCGAUCUUCCAGAUGAAGUCACUGAACACUCAUUCUUGGUUGCUCUUGAAGGUCGCUUAUCGCUAGUUGCAGUAUAUGAUGAGGAUGAAAUUGUGGAUAUAUGGGUUCUAGACGAUUCAAAUGAGCCUCAUUGGGAAAGGAGGCGUAGCGAUUAUGUUGCCUUCUCAAGUAUGGAAUGUGUUUACUAUGUAACUGCGCGGAAGAAUGAAAUUUUUUUCAUAACUACUGACCAUUAUCUGAUCUAUAAUCUGGAUCAUGGGACUUGGACAGAACUUGAUUUAGAAGAUACUUUUGAAAGGAAUCUUCCUGUUGCUCUUCCCUUUAUAGAGACUCUCCUCCCAUGUAAUGGCCUCCUGGGUCCUCCUGAAUGAGAGGACAACAUUUGAGAAAGGAAAUUGAUUGUCAUUCCUAAGGUUUUGGUAGAAAUAUGACAAGGAUUUCUGGGGUGACAACUGUCUGGUACUGAAGCUCAUGAUUCUGAGUGAAAUCUCUAUCUCAUUUCUUUUGGUUGUUUACCUUUAUCUUUUAGAACAUGUGAACUGGUGGUUGGUUGUUCAUGGAUGUAUUUGUUGCAAACUUUGAAAUAUGGAGGAGUUUACUCCAUGACUUUUCUUUUAUGUUUUUGGAUGAAUAAUUAAAAUAACUUUGGAUGAAUAAAGUUUACUAUGUCUUCUUCA
Messenger RNA from Corylus avellana, 2891 nucleotides. Its product is annotated as F-box family protein-like protein. The record is from RefSeq and is a predicted model, not a curated record. NCBI's taxonomy places the organism in Eukaryota, Viridiplantae, Streptophyta, Magnoliopsida, Fagales, Betulaceae. Gene Ontology annotation, molecular function: protein binding.